Molecule: messenger RNA, 2635 nt
Organism: Bradysia coprophila
Lineage: Eukaryota; Metazoa; Arthropoda; Insecta; Diptera; Sciaridae
Product: proton channel OtopLc-like
Biological process (GO): proton transmembrane transport
Cellular component (GO): membrane
Molecular function (GO): proton channel activity
Source: RefSeq, a predicted model, not a curated record
CCAAUUCUAUAAUCAGUUCGUAAAUUCCCUUAAACUGAUUAAGAUCUGGUGAUGUGAUUUAUAUUGUCUUGUGGCGGUAAACGUAGAAAUAUUCCAACUAAAUAAGUUUUAGACUUUCGCGUAGAAGCAUCUAAAUUGCAGUGUUUUCGCUCGCAUAGCAAAGAGAAUUCAUUUUUUUAAAGUUAAAUUUGUUCGAAAGUGAUUACAGUUUCGGCCCUAGGACUGUAGGUGGUGGCUAGGACCUGAUUAUUUUUAAGUGAGACAUUUGCACAUUAUGGACACCGAUCAACCGAAAGGACCAACCCUUUAUGGAGAACUGCCACUGAAAGUAGUGGUUGAGGACGAGAAUGCUUCGACAUCUUCUCAUGGAACGGAUAAAGCUGCCAGUCAAACGAAAAAUGCCUCAGACGAGACCGAAGGAACAAAUACUUUGCACUUCAGAAAAUUGACAAAACGAAACAGUCAGAAUGAACAUCAUAAGUCGCCGAUUACUUUUAUUGGACAGCAACAGUUUACUUUCAAUCGUUUGUCUUCACAUGCACCGUCACUAUACUCAACACAUCACACAGACCACGAUCAUCUGAUUCCACCGGCAUCAACAAGUCGCGAAAAAUCAAAGCAUUCCAGACGCUACUUCGCUACAGUAUUCGCCAUAAUAUAUGCUGUGUUUCUGGUAAUCUUUGCACUUGUUGCAUUUAUCGGCGAUGCAUUUUAUAGUCAAUAUCCACUCGCACAGGCUUAUUGCAUUACCAUGAUAUCGAUUGGAUUCAUUUAUUUCAUUUUCCUCUAUAUCGACAUUCGAUUACACGUGCGUAAAGCAAAGAUAGCAAUCAAAGAAAGACAACGCAGACAGCGAUUGUUUGAGGAGUAUUUGGAGAAGAUAAAUGCAUCAGAUUUAGAGGGGCCAAAAGAUCUUAAUGAUAUUAAUUUAAAUAUAUACGUUGAUGCGGAAGAUUUCGCAACGCACGAACUAAAAUUGGAGCCCGUCAAACCCGUGUCUCAUCGAUAUUGUUUCAUGACCGGACGUCAUGGGGAAUUUAUGUACCUAAAAUUGGGAGCUGCCUGGUUUGCGUUUGGUUUGUUGAUCCAUUCCGUUCUCCUGAUCAUAUACCAAGUGGUCUUUCUGACUGCAAACGAUUACACAUUCUACAAAUGUGCAUCGGUCAUUACGUUAGCGCUAGAGAUUCUUUUCCCGAUAUACUCGCUGUUCAUCCUAUUUUUCAUAUUCAAAUACAUCAACGUCAUCAUCAAUGAGUACCGUGGCGUAGCCCGUUUUUUCUUAAUGCAUGCCAUCGGAACGUCUUUGGCUAUGUGGAUUCACACCAUCGUCCGUGAGACUGCUGGUGCCAUCGCCAUUGCGCAACGAUACGAAGAUGGAACUCCAACCAAUCCAGAUUUUGAGUGCUUCGGACCGGAUGAAUUGAACUAUGUUCAUCGCACGGUUUCACCAUAUCUAUAUCCGUUCAUCAUUGAGUUUAACAUUCUGAUCGUUGGCAUUUGGUACAUGAUUUGGGCGAACAUCAGCCACUGUCCGAAGAAAUUAUCUGCUCCCGGACAUGGUCAUCAUGGUCAUGACACCGAAAAGUCGAAUCAUUCGGAUGAAAAUAACAAUCAGCAUUCGAUUGAAGACGGUCAUGGAAAACCGAACGGUCUUGUAAAGCAGUCGGCUUCAACACCCAGUGAAACGGACCACUGUGGUACAACAACAGAACACGACUUACAAUACAAAUCGAAUUCAGUCGUCUAUGCCGAUUGCAAUGCAUCCAACAGGGGCUUAUUUGCCGGUCUUGUCGCACUGGUGAUUACAAUCGUCUUCAUCAUUCUUUUCCACAUCACUGUUUCAUUUGAGUACUACCUAUACACGGGAGUUCUGGUCAACGGAAUAUUCUAUUGCGUGCUGCUCGGUAUUAUGAUCAUAGCUACAGUACUGGCUUAUUUCCAAAUAACCAAACUAGACGUGAAUCACCAUCCAAUGUCUAAACUCGACGACGUCCUACUUUUCAUUGCCAUUCCGGCAUUUUUCUUGGAAACAAUAUUCAGUAUGGUUCCGGCUAUUGAAAACGGCUCCACGUUGAACAUCUUCAUCAUUUUCUUUCAACUGAUUCAAGUCAUCAUUCAAACACCAUUUAUUAUUGAUGGACUGCGUAGAUGCUGCAACGAUUCGCAUUUGAGACAAACCAAACCGGGCAGAGAGUUGGUUGUAUUUUUGAUAAUCACAAAUGUCGCAUUGUGGGCAUUUUAUACAUUUUCUGUUAAGACCGAGUACAUUGCUGAUGAACGAUACGAUUUCUACGGCUACAUUUUAUGGAACAUUCUAAAUCACAUUUCACUGCCACUGAUUAUGUUCUAUCGGUUCCAUGCGUCUGUAUGUCUUGUUGAUAUGUGGCGUCAUGCUUACGAACCAGCUCCGGCUGAACACUAACACUAACACCAUCGAAGUGAAUUGAAACGAUUUCUUUUGUUUAAAUUUAAAAUUAGCUUAAAACUAGAAUUAGUAAGAAAAUUAUUUUCCAGUUAAAGAAGAACCAGAAUGCAAUGUAUAUAUGUAUAAAAUGCGCUUCAACUUUUUCACUACAAAAAUAAGCUCUACUCUCAACCGUUGUAACCAUUCAGUCCAAUAAAAUUAUUUACUAAA